CAGGGGAGGAAACCUCUUGUCAAGUUUCUCUCUGACCCUCAGAGCAUCAGCAUUUUCACAGAUCCGCUUCUUCAUUGUUUCCCUCCUACACUGGGCUCUCAGAUAACUGUGUCGAUGGCAGUCAUUCUUCUGAAUAACUGAUUUUCAUCAUCAUCACCACUCUCUGUAUUGCGUAACGCAUGGACACUGACAGUGCGCACACUUGUCAUUUAGAAAUUAAGAUUAUUCAAAUCCUUUUUUUCUCUUUUUAGUAUAUUUACGUUCUUUUUCAAGGAUGCUCGUCCUAACUUGGAAUAGAUGCUGUGUUGUGGUGUUUCUCGUCGCUUCACUGAAGACGGGGACAUCCCAGGUAUCAGAGGCGCGUCCAAAGGCGAACUUAAUCAAGCCAGCUCUGUCGGAAGAGUCACCUACACCGGCUACAAACCGCACUGCUCACAUCGGGAUCACCAAGAAACACAACGUCCUUGCACAGCAGGUGUACCCAUGCAGCAACGAUAAGGAGUGCAGCGUGGGGAGCUACUGCCACAGCCCUCAGCAGUCUCCCCCCCGCUGCCUCAACUGCCGCAGGAGGAAGAAGCGCUGCCAUCGAGACGCCAUGUGCUGUCCUGGGAACCGCUGCAGUAACUUUAUUUGUGUGCCUAUCUCCGAGAGCGUUCUCUCACCUCACAUCUCAGCUUUAGACGAGCAUAACAAACUCUCCACCAAAGACCAGAGCUGGAGGAAGAAUGGAAAUCCGCACACUAAGCACUCUCUCAAAGGACACGAGGGCGACCCUUGCCUGCGUUCCUCCGACUGCUCGGAGGGCUACUGCUGCGCCCGCCAUUUCUGGACCAAAAUCUGCAAGCCGGUGCUGAGGCAGGGGGAGGUCUGCACCAAGCAGAGGAAGAAAGGCUCUCACGGCCUGGAGAUCUUCCAGCGCUGCGACUGUGCCAAGGGCCUUUCCUGCAAGGUGUGGAAAGACGCCACCUCAUCAUCCAAGUCCAGGCUCCACAUGUGCCAGAAGAUCUGAA
Molecule: messenger RNA, 1010 nt
Organism: Gymnodraco acuticeps
Lineage: Eukaryota; Metazoa; Chordata; Actinopteri; Perciformes; Bathydraconidae
Gene: dkk2
Product: dickkopf WNT signaling pathway inhibitor 2
Exons: 4
Coding region: 275-1009 (244 amino acids)
Biological process (GO): negative regulation of canonical Wnt signaling pathway; multicellular organism development
Cellular component (GO): extracellular region
Molecular function (GO): co-receptor binding; receptor antagonist activity
Source: RefSeq, a predicted model, not a curated record